This is a messenger RNA of Purpureocillium takamizusanense, 1037 nucleotides long. RefSeq lists its product as uncharacterized. NCBI's taxonomy places the organism in Eukaryota, Fungi, Ascomycota, Sordariomycetes, Hypocreales, Ophiocordycipitaceae. The transcript has 2 exons. The record is from RefSeq and is a predicted model, not a curated record. Bases 80 to 772 code for a protein of 230 amino acids.
CCAACCCGGAGCCAAAGAUGCUCAGACAUCACACUCGACAACAUCAUUCUCAGCCACUCUCCUCGAAAGUGCACUUCAUAUGCGGAUUAGUCCAAGGCAGUGCGUGACCACGACCAGAAACAGACGCUCAAUUCUGCAUCCCGGCGGCGCCUUCCUCAGCGCUGCGCAUCCACGAGGCCCAGCUCCGAUCGCCAUUACCCCUCCCCCAGCUCAUCUCCGUCAGCUUCGCCAAUCCCGUGGCCAGAUCACCGCCAGGCGAGCAGCCCCGCGCGGCAGAACCAUGGCGAGCGACGAAGACUACAUGGCGUUUCUCGACAAGGCGAACAAGGACCUGGACGAGGGUAAGGCGCACGCGCAGAGUCAGGCGGCGGGAGGCUCCAAGACGCAGUUCAAGGCCAUGGACGCGGGGAUGGAGGCGCCCAGUGCUAUCAGCAAAGUGUGCCAGAGCGAGGUGUACGUGAGCGACGCGGACGAGCCGUUUGAGGCGGUUUCGCUCAAGUACUCGGGCAGCGACCUGCCAGACGAGACCGAGUUCGCCAAGCUCAUUCACCAUUGGGACACCAACGCGGCCGAGAUCGACAUCAUGGACCCGCUGGACUGGGACUCGAACGGGCGGUACGGCAAGGUCAUCGACGCGGUGCGGGAGGCGAGCCGGGGCAACGACGUGCGGGUGUAUCGCGUGACGAGGGACCAGACGCGCGUGGAGUACUGGGUAGUGACGCGGGAGGAGGGCCGGAUCGUCGGCGUCAAGGCCCUUGGUGUGGAAAGCUGAGGGACUGAAGUCGAUGCUGCUACGUUUUGGGAGUCAUAUAAGAUACGUAUGUAGGUACUCAUGGCCGCCGCCACGGAACGCAUACGUGGAGCUCGAGUGUACAUUGCUGUGCACCAGCCAGAACAUGUGCUUGGCGAACUAUGCCCGCCUAUCGAGCGGCAUUGUCUGGUCUCGGUCGUCUGUGUCGCAACCGGUGCUGCUCUGCUUUUAUUUGUGCCACCGGCUCGCGGAAUCGCUGCUCCUCGCGGACCCAACAAGCUUUUCG